Messenger RNA from Colias croceus (clouded yellow), 1922 nucleotides. Its product is annotated as ommochrome-binding protein-like. The record is from RefSeq and is a predicted model, not a curated record. The transcript is spliced from 2 exons. Bases 141 to 953 code for a protein of 270 amino acids. NCBI's taxonomy places the organism in Eukaryota, Metazoa, Arthropoda, Insecta, Lepidoptera, Pieridae.
UUUAUAAAAUAUAAACAUUUUCUGUUUUAUUUCACGUUCAAACCUCGAGAAUCGAAGUACUCCUCACUCCAGUUUAAUGCUGACUACAAAUUACAAAUGACGUGCUUGUGAUCGUUUAAGCUGUUUGUGCAAGUUCUACCAUGAAGCUGCUGUUUAUUAUAUUUGCCAUCAUCACCUUGACUACUGGUGAUAAGAGAUGUCAUGGUGUCUAUUUCGAUGAUAAAUACUAUAACCUCUACAUAAUCAAGGAAGGAAUUCAUAACUUACAUGAUUUUGCCUACAACAAAAACGAUAAUACAAUAUACUUUACGUAUGAAACACUUUCGGAAAAACCCUUGCUUCUUCUUGGUUACUUUGAUGUAGGCACUCGUACAGUAGGAACUAUAAGUGGGAUAAGAAAUGCAACAUCCGUAACUAUUGACCAGUUUUAUGGGAAAGUAUACGUCGGUGGUGCCGACGGUCUCUACAAAAUAAACGACCAGAAGGUUCCAGAACGACUUCCAAUACAGGAGGAUGUGAAAAGCGUAUAUUUUAGAGAUGGACUGUAUUUUACAAACAGGAAACGAGAAGUGUACAAGUUUGAAGAUGGCUACGCUACUUUAGUUCCAGAGAUGCGAGGUGUAGAAGCUGAUAAAAUUGUCAUAGACGAUGACAGCAACAUGUUUUUCACGCAAAAUAAGAAGCUUUUUAGGAUCAAAAUGGGCACAAGAGCUAUUAAUACUCAUGAAAUGCAUACAGUUGAUGCGCUAACUACGGACAUUUACCAUAAGUCGUACAUUUGUACUGCCAAGGGAGUGUAUGUAUAUAAUAAGUACAAAUAUGUAUUUGACAAAGUUUCUGACAUUGCAAGGCUAAAGGCUCUUGCAUUUAGUAAGAUGAAUGAACCAAUUUAUGCAGUGGCUGAUUUAUUCGUUAGGUUAGAGUUGAGCCCUAUUGGUUGUUUUGAAGAUUAAGUAAUUAAUUCACAAGUUCGACGCUAAUUCAAAGCAGUUCAAUGGAAAUUAUUCGAUUAUGUAAAUCUAAAUAUAUUUAGAAUAGUGGCGUAGAAACGCGGUGAAACGGGUAGAAAUGUUAAAAGAAUUACUUUAUUAUAAAUUGUUGCACUAAAUUUUUUGUAUAGUUGUCAUAGUUUUCUAUUUAUAAUACUUCAAUUAUCUUGCAACGGUAAUAAUCAUUAACAGUCACAUAAAUAGGUUACCGAUAAUAAUUAUGCAUUUCUUGAUAAAGGUACAAGAAAAUUAUUAUUAAGCAGAAGAAUAUAUUUUUCUAUACACCCCUCGAUUUUUGUGGAUAAACUUUUGUUAUUCAGACAUUAUUUGUUAUAACUAAGGUUAUAACAUGAAUUAAAAAUUAUAUGCCAAAGCCAGGUUUACAAUUAGUUUUACUUUGUCGUAUUAUUUAUCUCUAUUAUAUUUUCUUUAACUUAGUUUUCUGUGUUCGUAGCUUAGGUUCGUAGUAAUAUAUUUUAAGUAGGUAUAUUUAGCACGUAAGUUAGCACGUGUACAUUUAUUAUUUAAAAUUUUUAUGCAAAAUAAAUGUUGACAGUAAUAAUUGGUGAUAUUAAUUAUUCUAAAAUUCGCGGUGCUAUAGCACACUGUUUUGAGAGUGUCUAUGUGCAUAUUGUAAUAAUUGUUAUUGCCAAAUGAUUACAAAAGAGAUAAUAUAAAAUUAAUAAUUAUUGUGUAUUGUUUAUGAAGCAGAAAGACCCUCAAAUCAUAGACAAUACAGGAAGCAGAAAUAAUAUUUAAUUUUCAUCAUGUUGGCAAGAUAUAAACACGGAUCCUGCUUCCGCUUACAAUUAAAAAUUUAAAAUAUGGAAAACAAAAUAUUGUUACCUAUGUUAUAUAGAAUUAUGUUAAGUUAAGUAAUGUAUAAAAUAAAAAAAGAUUUAAUCUGUUACAAUAAAAAAACAUUUUUAGAAC